AUGGUGGUUUCCCUUCUUCAUGUUGUUGUCUUGGCUAUUCUGAUAGCGAGGCAUAUCUCCCAAGCCCCCCCGCUCUCAUCCAUCGAUGUCCUCGAGCAGCAGGAGACGCACGUCGUCAAGGUCCUCUGUACACACACGGAUUGACCACCUCGUGCGAGACUGUGUGUUUUCUGGUCGUGUGUGUAUGGUUGCGUGUGUGCGUGUGCAGGACAUGCUAUGCGCUUUGUUCCCCGCCACGUGCUAUCUUCCGCGGUCUCCCUCCCCCUUCCUCAAGGCGCCCUAUUUGAGGUACGAGCCUGACCUGAGUGACGAAUUUGAGUACACCAACGGGAGGCACACAUCAUCCCACCGACCCCUAAAGGGAUUGAACGAGUCCAAGUGGGAUGUCCGUGCUGACGACUGUGGUAUUGGCGAGGACACCAUGUGCUCGGCUGACAAUGUCAAGGUGGAGGGCGGCCUCCUGAAGCUCAGGGGGCGGCUGGAGGGCCCCCUCGCGCUCGGUGCGGGCAUCGUCGCCAAGAGGCCCAUGACGGACGGUGCCUGUGAGGUCAAACUGCGCUUUGAAGACAGGUAUACGCCGACCGAGUGGGGGUGAAUGCAGACACCAACAGACAUACCAUGCUUUGUCUGUCUUUGUGUCCUUGUCGUCUCCCGUGGCUGACAUCUGCAGGUUUGGGUGGCACGAGGUAGGCAGUCUCACUUCAGUGUCGGUGUGGGUGCAUCUCUUUUCCCUGCCUGCCCGCCUGGCUGCCUGCCUGUAAACCUCCAGGCAGCGUGGGCGAGGGGCAUGCCUGCGAUGGUAUCACGGGGGCAGUACGAUUGGGGGAUAUUCAAUCGCCUGGAGAUCGAUAUGUAA
Vitrella brassicaformis is the source of this 856-nucleotide messenger RNA. NCBI's taxonomy places the organism in Eukaryota, Vitrellaceae. The record is from the annotation of a GenBank genome assembly.